CUCCCGUAACUGAUAAUGAAGAUAUAGACUGUAACAAUGUCAAUUUGUGCGACAUUUUUACCCAGGGACCCGAAAGAGAAGUAAAAGUCGCCUCUCAACUUGACCACCAACUCUACGCCAUAAAAAGGCGUGAAAACCCAGAAGCCGAAACCAACCCUAACUGGGAAGAAAGGAACUGUUAUCUCCAAGAUAAAAAAUGCGAAUGGUCAAGGGUGAUGUGUGAAAAAGAUUUCGAUAUCAAAAAGGAAGAAAUAAAAACUCUUGGUUUUUACUCGACCGGAUUUGAAAGAGGAAGCGAGUUCGGGAAGCUUCAUUUACAGGG
Messenger RNA from Racocetra persica, 322 nucleotides. Lineage: Eukaryota; Fungi; Glomeromycota; Glomeromycetes; Diversisporales; Gigasporaceae. The record is from the annotation of a GenBank genome assembly.